AUGUCCGCGAAGGAGCGGCAAAAGGGCAAAGUGACCAAGGACAGCGUCACCCUCCUGCCCUGCUUCUACUUCGUGGAGUUGCCCAUAUUGGCAUCUUCUGUUGUUAGCCUCUAUUUUCUUGAACUUACUGAUGUCUUCAAGCCAGUUCACUCUGGAUUUAAUUGCUAUGACAAGAGUCUGAGUAUGCCAUACAUUGAACCUACACAAGAGUCUGUUCCCUUCUUAAUGUUACUUAGUCUGGUUUUUGCUGGACCAUCAAUUACGAUAAUGAUAGGAGAAGGAAUUCUCUACUGUUGCCUGUCCAAAAGAAGAAAUGGGAUUGGAACAGAGGCCAAUAUUAAUGCAGGAGGAUGCAACUUCAAUUCUUUUCUUAGAAGAGCUGUCAGAUUUGUUGGUGUUCAUGUGUUUGGUCUUUGUUCUACUGCUCUUGUUACUGAUAUUAUACAGCUAUCAACAGGAUAUCAGGCACCAUAUUUCCUGACUGUUUGCAAGCCUAACUAUACAUCCUUAAAUGUAUCCUGCUCAGAGAAUUCAUAUGUUGUGGAAGAUAUUUGCUCAGGAGCUGAUCUCAAUAUUAUCAAUGCUGGAAGAAAGUCAUUCCCUUCUCAACAUGCCACCCUGGCAGCCUUUGCAGCAGUGUACAUUUCGAUGUACUUCAAUUCUACGUUAACAGACUCCUCAAAACUUCUGAAACCACUCUUGGUCUUUGCUUUUAUCAUCUGUGGAAUUAUAUGUGGUCUGACUCGUAUCACCCAGUAUAAGAAUCAUCCAGUUGAUGUUUACUGUGGCUUUCUCAUAGGAGGAGGAAUUGCUCUCUAUUUGGGCCUGUAUGCUGUGGGGAACUUCUUACCAAGUGAUGAGAAUGUGUUUCACCCAAAUUUUCAUAGAGAACCUCUAAGGUCUUUGACAGACCUCAGUCAAGAUGCCAACAGAAUCCUGCCAGGUAAAAAUGGUAGCAGCAGUGAUGGCAUUGUCUCUCACCGUACAGAAAGUAUCCUGAAUAGAAACCACAGAGAUUCAGGGUCUCUGACCAAUAUCAAGAGAGCAAAUGCUGAUGUAGAAAUAAUAACACCACGAAGCCCAAUGGGAAAGGAAAAUAUGGUUACUUUCAGCAACACUUUGCCAAGAGUCAACACACCAUCCUUGGAAGACCCAGCAAGACGAAAUGCAACAAUACACGCAUCAAUGGAUUCUGCCCGUUCCAAACAGCUGCUUUCCCAGUGGAAGAACAAGAAUGAAAGUCGAAAGUUGUCACUGCAAGUAAUAGAGACUGAAUCUGGCCAGUCACCACCAAGGGCUAUUGAAAUGAGGUCAAGCUCAGAACCCUCCAGAGUGGGUGUAAAUGGUGAUCAUCAUGGCCCAACUAGCCAAUACCUGAAAAUUCAACCUGGCAGCGUACCAGGUUGUAAUAACUCAGGUCUUUCUGGCGGGCCAAGGGUCUCUAUUCAGUCACGUCCUGGCUCAUCCCAGCUAGUGCAUAUUCCUGAAGAGACUCAGGAGAACGUGAACACAUCACCCAAAAGUAGUUCAGCUAGAGCUAAAUGGCUGAAAGCUGCUGAGAAGAGUGUUGCAUGUAGAAGCAAUAGCCAGCCAAGAAUCAUGCAAGUAAUAGCCAUGUCUAAGCAGCAAGGAGUGCUUCAGGGCAGUCCAAAGAGUUCAGAGGGAAGCACAGUCACCUGUACAGGAGCCAUCAGAUAUAAAACCUUGACAGACCAUGAGCCAAGUAGCAUUGUCAGAGUUGAGGCCCAUCCAGAAAAUAACAGACCUGUAAUUCAGAUGCCAUCAGAAGGUGAAGGAAGUGGGUCAUGGAAAUGGAAAGGUCCUGAAAAAGUCACCCUUCGUCAGACAUAUGAGCUAAAUGAUCUUAACAGAGACUCUGAGAGCUGUGACUCCUUAAAAGACAGUUAUGGGUCAGGUGACAGGAAAAGGAGCAACAUAGAUAACAGUGAGCAUCACCAUCAUGGAAUCACUACGAUAAGAGUCACGCCAGUGGAGGGAAGUGAGAUUGGCUCAGAGACUCUGUCUAUUUCUUCUAGCCGGGACUCUACACUUCGAAGAAAAGGUAACAUCAUUUUAAUUCCUGAGAGAGGGAGCAGUCCAGAGAACACCAGAAACAUCUUCUAUAAAGGCACAUCCCCCACACGAGCAUACAAGGAAUGAGAGGAGACAUAUCAGCUGGUCCAUACCACCACAAAAUAAACACAUCUUGACACAGGUUCUGCUCUCUUUGUUUUGAGGUGAUAUUUACCUUUGAUGUGCCAAAUUAUUGACCAGCAACCCAACUGUUGUUGAACACUGCUGAUGUGCUAUGUGCAUGAGCCUGUGGAGAGCAUGUGGUGGGGGGAAAAGCACAAUGCCAGAACCUAACUAAUGUGAAACAUUUUCAUGCAACUUGUUUCUUCAGACUCAAAACAUUUAUCUGAGGGUGAUGAUGUCAGUCAAAACAAUGGUCUUGAACACAGACACUUUAUUUCCUGAAUGUGCCAACUUUUAAUUUUAAUUAUGUUUGUGUCCAAAAUUGACUGAAUUUUUCAUAGCAAAGGCUGUAUCAGUGGUAUAUAUUCACCUUUGCAGAAUUUGCACCAA
This is a messenger RNA of Gymnogyps californianus (California condor), 2586 nucleotides long. RefSeq names its product phospholipid phosphatase related 4 (gene PLPPR4). The transcript is spliced from 7 exons. Lineage: Eukaryota; Metazoa; Chordata; Aves; Accipitriformes; Cathartidae. Bases 1 to 2160 code for a protein of 719 amino acids. Gene Ontology annotation, molecular function: phosphatidate phosphatase activity. The record is from RefSeq and is a predicted model, not a curated record. Gene Ontology annotation, biological process: axonogenesis; phospholipid dephosphorylation; phospholipid metabolic process.